This is a messenger RNA of Sturnus vulgaris (Common starling), 1128 nucleotides long. RefSeq names its product neuropeptides B and W receptor 2 (gene NPBWR2). Gene Ontology annotation, molecular function: neuropeptide binding; neuropeptide receptor activity. NCBI's taxonomy places the organism in Eukaryota, Metazoa, Chordata, Aves, Passeriformes, Sturnidae. Gene Ontology annotation, biological process: neuropeptide signaling pathway. Gene Ontology annotation, cellular component: plasma membrane; neuron projection. The record is from RefSeq and is a predicted model, not a curated record.
CUCACAGAAGGGGAAAAAAAACUCAACCAAACAAAAAACCUCUCACUUCUGAGCUUGUGAGGCUUUCAGUGGCAUCUGAGUGUGGUCUGUGAUCAAUAGGCAUGGGAAACAUCUCCUUUUGGGAUGAUCUGAACAGCUCCUGCAGCAACGCAGGCAACAGCUGCUACGUGGAAAACAGCAUGAGGUUCAACUUCACCCUCCAAGAGCAGGCAGCUGAUUUCUACGUUGUCCUGCCCGUGAUCUACUCUGUGAUCUGUGCUGUGGGGCUCACAGGCAACACUGCUGUCAUCUAUGUGAUCCUCAAGGCUCCCAAGAUGAAGACUGUGACCAACAUGUUCAUCCUGAACCUCGCUAUCGCUGAUGACUUGUUCACCCUUGUCCUGCCCAUCAACAUUGCAGAGCACCUCCUCCGCUACUGGCCCUUUGGAGAAAUCCUCUGCAAAGUCAUCUUGUCCAUAGACCACUACAAUAUCUUCUCCAGCAUUUAUUUCCUGACAGUGAUGAGCAUAGACAGGUACCUGGUGGUACUGGCUACAGUCAGGUCCAAGAGGAUGCCCCACCGCACGUACCGAGCAGCCAGGAUUGUCAGCCUGUGCAUCUGGAUCCUGGUCACCAUCAUAAUCCUCCCUUUCAUCAUCUUUGCCAAUGUCUACACCGAUGACCUGGAGAUCAAGAGUUGUGGGCUCAAUUUCCCCAAGCCUGAGAGGUUUUGGUUCAAAGCCAGCAGGAUCUACACCCUCAUCCUUGGCUUUGCCAUUCCCGUAUCCACCAUCUGCAUCCUCUACACCAUGAUGCUCUACAAGCUGAGGAACAUGCACUUGAACUCCAAUGCCAGAGCCCUGGACAAAGCCAAGAAGAAAGUCACCAUCAUGGUCUUCAUAGUCCUGGCUGUGUUCCUCUUCUGUUGGACCCCCUUCCACUUGGCCACCAUCGUGGCUUUGACCACUGACCUUCCCCAGACUUCCAUGGUCAUUGGGAUAUCCUACUUCAUCACCAGCCUAAGCUACGCCAAUUCAUGCUUGAAUCCUUUCUUGUACGCUUUCCUGGAUGACAGUUUUCGGAAAAGUUUCCGGAAGUUGCUGGAAUGCAGAACUUCUUGAACAGGGGAUUGGGGCUGGCAGGUCCCUG